Amaranthus tricolor (Joseph's coat) is the source of this 1053-nucleotide messenger RNA. RefSeq lists its product as uncharacterized. The transcript has 2 exons. The record is from RefSeq and is a predicted model, not a curated record. The coding region runs from base 1 to 1053 and encodes 350 amino acids. NCBI's taxonomy places the organism in Eukaryota, Viridiplantae, Streptophyta, Magnoliopsida, Caryophyllales, Amaranthaceae.
AUGAAAUCAAAUUUCAUUACCCAAGAUAUAUGGGAAAUCAUUCAAGAUGGUUAUGAACAACCCAAAGAUGCCAAUGAAGAGGCUUCUUGGGAUGACACUAAAAAGUGUCAAUACAAGCAAAACAAAAGAAGGGAUCAUUAUGCCCUCUCUAUAAUAUAUCUUGGAGUAGAUGAGACGAUCCUACCAACAAUCAUGACCGCCACAACGGCAAAGGAGGCAUGGAGCACUUUGGAGACAAAAUAUCGAGGCUCGGAAAAGGUAAUACUCUUCAAACUACAAUCUUUAUGGGGUCAAUUUGAUAGUAUGCAAAUGACCGAUAAUGAGUCAAUUCAAUCAUAUACCGACCGAGUCUCAAAUAUUGUUAACCAAAUUCGAUCCAAUGCAGACACCAUUGAAGAUGUUAAAAUAAUUCGGAAAAUAUUAAGAACUUUAACCAAAAAAUUUGAUCAUAUUGUGGCUGCUAUAGAUGAAUCUAAUAAAGAUUUAAGUUCACUCACCAUGACUGAAUUAAUGGGCUCUUUAUUAGCACAUGAAGAAAGAAUGCGUAAAUUUGAAGAGCAACCAAUUGAACAAGCUUUUCAGGCUAAAUUAAAAUUUUCUAAUAAUGGAGAAAAUAUAAAUGGUCACGGUAAAAAUUUUCAACCAAAAAGGACAAUUUUAACAACCGUGGUGGGGGGAGAGGAAAUCAUAAAAAUCAAGGGAGCCGAGAUAACAACUCUUAUUGCACAUUAUGCAAGAAAAACAAUCAUAACACAAGAGAUUGUCGGUACAAAUGCAAAAGAUGUACACGACACUCUCAUUUUGAAAAAGAUUGUUAUUUCCGAAGAGCAAACUGACACAUGGUACAUCGAUAGUGGUUGCUCCAGCCACAUAACCGGAAAUAAAAAUUCAUUUGCUAAUCUUGAUGAAAAUAUAAAAUCACAAAUAACACUUGGUGAUGGGAGUAACCAAGUAGUUGCCGGAAAAGGAACAAUUGUUGUUAAAACAAAAAAUGGCUCCUCUAAAUUCAUCCCCGAUGUAUUUUAUGUCCCUGGCUCGCACAAAAUUUGUUAA